Messenger RNA from Hemiscyllium ocellatum (epaulette shark), 3521 nucleotides. RefSeq names its product BEN domain containing 7 (gene bend7). The record is from RefSeq and is a predicted model, not a curated record. The transcript is spliced from 9 exons. Lineage: Eukaryota; Metazoa; Chordata; Chondrichthyes; Orectolobiformes; Hemiscylliidae. Gene Ontology annotation, molecular function: DNA binding. The coding region runs from base 211 to 1554 and encodes 447 amino acids.
UCCCCCCGGAUGAAGGGUCCCCCUGCCUCAGGUCCCCUCGGGUGGAGUUCCUCUGCUCCUGAAGGCGGUCGGGAGGACGGACGGACGGUCGGUCGGGCCCGGCUCCCUCUCCCUCUCCCUGUGCCGGUGAUUGACGGCGCCUGGUCCCCGGCAAAGUGAAGCGGCGGCUCGGGCAGGCGGCGGGCCCCGGGGAGGAUCAGCGCGGGAUCGAUGGAAGUCACCGAGAGGAAACGGAGCAGGAAAUCACGGAGCUUCAAGAGAGUGAAUGAAGAUUAUCAAGAUGAUAACUGUUCUGACAGCAGCAUUGAAAGCCUAGGGCAGGCACAUGACACACUUUUUGUCACAGGUGACGUAUGCGAGGGAUUGAAGAAACAAGUGUCAGGAAUGAGACGCUUUUUAAAUAACAAGGUUAACAGUGUAAGAAUCCAGCAGCAAAUGAUGCCUGGUCAAGAAAAACUGAAGGUGGAACCAGGAGCUUCAAAUUUAACAUGGCUGCAACGUAAUGUAAACCAGGCCAAUGUCUGUCCCGAUCAGCCUCAUUCAUCCCAGAGUACAAUCUGGAAAGAUAUCCAAACUCAAAGACAGAAAUCCUGUGUUUCAGGAGGAUAUAGUGGCGAAGGAUCCAGAUCAUCUAAACCAGUCAUAGCAUCAAAUACUGAAAGACUUCAAGGAGAGAUGCCAUACUCUGCAAUGGGUUCAAACUGUUGUAUGUGCAGUUGUCAGCCAACAUUAUUAGCCAUACUGCACGAACUUCGAACUCUACGCGAACUGAUGCAAGGACAAGCAGGUCCUCAGAGCACCGUGCACAUUCCAUCAUCCCAUCUUCCUACAUUUCGUUCGAGUUUGCUACGGAACAAAAUCAUUAAAAAAAGACUGAUCCACAGGAUCAGGCCUGCUCCAGCUCAACCAAAUCCUAAAGUUCACAAUCAGAGCAUCAGUUUACCACACACUGAAAAGAGCCAUUCAUUAUCAACAGAGAAAUUGACCACCGAGAUUAAUCCAAGGCAGAGCCUACCAAAUCGGAUACAAAGUUACAUUUCAGAACUGGACAGUUUACAAAACAAUGAUCUUUUAGAGCCAGAGGUCCGGCUUGCAGAAGGCUAUGACGUGUUUAUCCCCAAAUCUCAACUGGUCUCCAUAUUACUGAACUACUCUCGCUCGGGAAGUUUGCUUUUUCGGAAACUUGUCUCUGCAUUUUUUGACGACCGAACACUGGCUAGUUCUCUUCCAAACGGGAAGAGAAAAAGAGGAGCCAAUGAUAAUCGAAAAGGUCUUGAUCAAAACAUUGUGGGAGCAAUAAAAGUUUUCACAGAAAGAUACUGUACAUUAAAUCAGAUUGAUAGACUUCCUGGACCAAAGGAUUGGAUACAGAUUCUCCAAGAUCAAAUUAAAUUAGCCAGAAAGCGUUUAAAAAGGGGCUCUGUCCUGGAACAAUUUGAAUCCAGCGGAAAGAUGGGAAGCAGUUUUGUUCUAAAUCCAGGAGGGAGCUCUAAUGCAGCCAGUUCAAGCGAUAUGUGGAAUGCUUCUGAACCAGUCUGUACAGUUCAGUUGUGAUGUGUGGACAGCUGUUUUCCUAAUGCAACAUAAAACCUUGUAGUGAUUGGAUCAAAGACAGUCCUUUACUCAUUCAUUUUUUUCCUUGUGUGUAUUUCUCUUUCCCUCAUUGGUGCAUCUCAAAACACCAACAAAAUCAGCUGUUAAGUUCUUUGCAAAUCUUCCAUUUAUUUAACGUUCAAAGUUAACUAUUUUUCUUACGAAUUGAUGCUUUAUGUUCUUACGAAUCUGUGUUUUGUGUUCGUAAUAACCAUUCUGUGCUGCUGUCAAGAGUAUUGUAAAGAAUUUGCUACUGGAACAUUAUAAAACAUGCGCAGAAUUACUUCUAUAAUUUAACAACUAACACCAAAAUGUAUCAUUAGAAAAUUAUACAGAAUACACCAAAGCAACUUUUUUUUCUGUGUUUGUUCAAUUUGAGUUUAGUAUUUAAUAGUUUUCUAAAAAUAGUCUAUUGAGCAUAAAUUAAUCUUGCAUGCCACUGUAAAACAGGCAAAAGAAAGCGGGCAGCCUGUUUUGUACUUGGCGUGAUUUUUCUUUUACAUUGAAUGGUGGUACAUUACUGUUCAUUGGGGUCAAAAUCCUGGAACUCACCAAUUAUUAACUUUGCGGAAAGUAUCUGUUGUUAUGAUCCCCGCUGAUCUCAAUACUGGACAAGUCUAAGGCAGAUAAAUUCAGUGCAAAACCUCGCUUGUUAGAUCUUAAAUUUGUUUUCUUUCAAAAUGACAGCCAGUUACUGAAUAUGUUCGCAAGAGGCUGCCAGUGUUGUAAACAUCUAUUAAACCAGAGAAAAAAAAGAUAACUAUUAUACUAGACAAAGGAAAAGUUGAAAAAGUUUCAGUAUAGACAUCAGAAAAAAAUUCAACUUCAUACCACCUCUUUUAUCCCAAUGAUAUCUUUACAAAUACUCAAAGUUCAGUGAAGUCAACCUUAUUUUCACACUAAAGCUCCCUUGUUAGACUCAGAAUGGGACAUCCACAAUCUGUUUCUUUUCAGUGAAUUUCUGUGCACUCACCCAAAAUAAACUGCAAAUUAAGUCUGUUAUUACUUUUAGCUCAGAACAAACCCAUAGGAGUUCCUCAAAUUCUGAUGUCCAGCUGCCUUGGCUCUACUCUGCAGCAUUCCCUUGCCCACACACACAUUUCUGAACUUCUGGAUUGUUCUCUCUCUCUCUCUCUCUCACACUGAAUUUCUGUUGCUUGGCGACAAUCCACAUUUUUAAAAAUACAGUGAGCCCCUAACCUUCCCAGCACUCCAAUUCAGGUUAUAAAACUGAAUUAAAAUGCAUGUAAAAACAAAAAGAACCUCCACACUGUUCAUCCCCAAGCUCACAAAUGAUACUCUAAACAUGACUAACCACCCUUCUUAACACAAAAUAUAAUUUAAAGUUAUGCACUUAUCACUGUACAUUGUCAAUUCUUAAAGGUACACGUGCGUAGCCCAUCACCACAUUCCCAAAUAUAUCUCAGAAUGGGUAGUCAGUACUGGCCUUUCUGGGAAUGCUCUCAUCUCAGGCAGUAGGAAUUUUUAAAAUGAAGGCAAGUUUAUCCCCCAAACCAUCACCGGCAAUCGUGAUGGCAUAAUAAUUCAGGGUGACUCUUCCAGGCUAGUAUAAAGUUAUUUUACUUGUCUUGUUUGUACGUUGCUCAGUAGAUUCAAAUUGAGGUAUUUGUGAUGAAUGUGAAUUUUUAAUAGUAAACCAGUAUUAUGCAUUUACGACUAAUUCCAAUUAAACCAGCUCCUCUUAAUUAUCAUCACUAAAAACAAAUGGGUACAUUUCUCCAAAGGUGCUGACCAUGUUUUGAAAUGCUCAGACACUAAUUAUGAUGAAAUAGCAGUUAAACAAAGUCCUUGCUUUACACAAGUUGAUAUUACUGGCUUAUUAUUCAGGAAUAAACUGUAUCAAUUACAUUAUUUCUGAAUUAAAUUAUUGUAUAAUGGUAUUUUUUUGGAAGCUAAUAACUAAAUCA